Messenger RNA from Cygnus atratus (black swan), 480 nucleotides. It is a transcript of the gene OMP, whose product is annotated as olfactory marker protein. The transcript has a single exon. Gene Ontology annotation, biological process: sensory perception of smell; signal transduction. Lineage: Eukaryota; Metazoa; Chordata; Aves; Anseriformes; Anatidae. Gene Ontology annotation, cellular component: neuronal cell body; cytosol; nucleus. The record is from RefSeq and is a predicted model, not a curated record. The coding region runs from base 1 to 480 and encodes 159 amino acids.
AUGGCAGCCGAGGCAGGCGAGCUCAAGCUGCCCUUCGUCCACGAUGACCAGCUCACGCGCUGCAUGCGACUGAGGGUUCAGAGCCUGCAGCAGAAAAAAGGCAGGCCACAGGACGGCGAGAAGCUGCUGCAGCCCAACGAGCACGUCUACCGGGUGGAUUUCCUCCGGCAGCACAACCUGCGCUUCCUCCGCUGGGACAUCCAGCUGGAGAAAUGUGGGAAGGUGACGGUGACAGGCACCUCCCAGCACUGGACUCCCGAUCUCACCCACCUCAUGAACCGGCAGCUGCUGGAGCCCGUGGGCAUCUUCUGGAAGAAGCCAGGGGCCAAGGAAGUGGAGUGCAAUGAGGCCGAUGCCCAGGAGUUUGGGGAGCGGCUAGUGGAGUUGGCCAGGAUCCGCAAGGUGAUGUAUUUCCUCCUCGCUUUCACCGACGGCCUUGAACCUGCUCAGCUGAAGGGCUCCAUCGUUUUUAAAGCCUGA